This is a messenger RNA of Oryza brachyantha (malo sina), 1350 nucleotides long. Its product is annotated as WEB family protein At1g75720-like. The record is from RefSeq and is a predicted model, not a curated record. Lineage: Eukaryota; Viridiplantae; Streptophyta; Magnoliopsida; Poales; Poaceae. The coding region runs from base 179 to 1126 and encodes 315 amino acids. The transcript has 2 exons.
CCAUGAUCCAUCUAUCUGUAUAUAUACGGAUGUGUCUUGCUUGAUUCAUCCAUUAGAUACAUCGAUCCCAUGCAUCCAUGCAUUUUGUUCUCAAGGAGAUGAUAGCUAGAUUGAUCGAGUUAGCAAGAGAUCUAUAGCUAGCUGAUUAAAAUUGGUGCAAAGCUAAGGUACGUCUGCCAUGGCCGGCGGCGGCGGGGUGACGGUGGUGGGGCGGGCGGAGAUCGACACGAGGGCGCCGUUCCGGUCGGUGAAGGAGGCCGUCGCCCUCUUCGGCGAGAAGGUGCUCGCCGGGGAGCUCCACGCCGGAGCCGGACGCCGGCUCGUCGGCGCAACAUACGACCAGCAGCAGCAGCAGCAGCAGCAACAGGUAUAUCCUUGGAAUUAUAUGGUUAUAUUUGCCUCUGAAAACGUUUUCAUUUCCCAACAGAAUCGUGCUGCCGCAACUCCGCCGGCAAUACGCCACGUGCCGGUGACGGCGGAUCAGCUGGAGGAGGCGAAGCAUGAGCUGGAGAAGGAGCGGUCGGAGAGGCAGAAGAUGGCCGGCUGCAUCCUCUCCCUGCAGGAGGAGCUCAGCAACGCCAUGCGGGAGCUGAAGAAGCUCAAGGCGCGCGACGACGACGACGGCGAGGGGGCGGCCGCCAAGGUCAUCGACCUGCAGGUGGAGGACCUGAAGUUCAUCGAGAUCGACAGCAAGCCGCAGCAGCAGAGCCAACAGCCGCCGCCGUCGACGGUCACGGCGGCGGCGGGGAGCGCGUCCCCGGUCGAGUUCCAGAAGAGGAGGUACGUGACGUUCGCCGACCCGCCGACGGCACCGGCGUCGUACCGCGCGCCGCCGCCGGACGUGGUGGUGAUGGAGUCGCACAGCUCGUCGCACCAUCAUCGUCGCAACGCCGCCCCGGCGACGGCGCCGCAGUACCGCGAGGUGCGGUGGUUGCAGAGGCAGAUGUCGGCCGGGCACGAGGCGGUGAAGGCUGUGGCGGCGGAGCAGGAGGCGAUGACGAAGAAGAAGAAGAAGAAGCCGCUGAUGCCGCUGGUUGGCGCGCUCUUCAUGAGGAAGAAGAAGAGCAGCAGCAGCUGCUGCCAUGACGACUCGGCGCUCAACUCGCGCGCCGCUUUUGAUGGAUGAUGGCAGCCAUUUUAUGUGUACGGCAUACAUCAAUACAUGCGCAUAUAUGCAUAUAAACUUUUUACAAGGUAUACUGAGGUAUUAGAAUUAUAUACUAAAAUUUUUAAUUUUUUAAUGCCUCAGUGUAUUUAUCAAGGAUGAUAAAAAAGACCCUAUACAUAUACAUGUAAUUGAGCGAGUGUAAUUACAUAUGUACGAAAAGUGUAGUAGUUUGUUCAGGCUUG